AUGGGGCUGAAGUGUGUUACUCCGAAUGACAAAAGUUUUCUUUUCGACAUUAAAAAAAAUCUUGGAAGAGGUGGCUUUGGGUUCGUUUUUAAAGGAAAGUAUAAUGGACAAGAAGUAGCUGUAAAGCGCAUUGAACUGCUCAAAUUACAAGAUUCAAGAGAAGAAACUGCUUUACAAAAAUUCGAUCACGAAAAUGUGGUCAAGUUAUACCAUCACAGGGAUGACGAAAAUUUCAGGUAUUUUGCAUUUGAGCUGUGUGCUGCAGACCUCAGUGCAUUUUGUAAAGGAAAAUACAAAGCCACACCGGCCACACCCAUGCCCUCUGACGCUGAAGUGCUUCUCCAGCUGGCCACAGGACUUGAGCACAUUCAUUCGAUGAAUAUAAUUCAUCGUGAUAUUAAACCAGGGAAUAUCCUCAUUUCGAAAACAAAUCCCGUUGUGAUGAAAUGGGCUGAUUUCGGAUUGAGCAAACCUACCAAUAGCCGUGGCUCUGCCUCAUUGAGUGGCUUCCGCGGAACCAAACCUCUUCCUGACAGAAAUUUGGCUAAAAUCAUCAUCAUUAAAAUGAUUGCCCACAAAAGUGUGGACAGAAUUUCAUUGGCGGAAAUAAUCAACAUUUUGAGAGGUUAUGUCACUUUGGGAAAUUCUUUGGAAGACGCUCGUGUGGAGUCUCAGUCUCAGUCAUCAGCACAAACCACCACCCCCCCGUGGGCUAUCAAAGCUCGGGUUACCAUAAAGUCGAAACCUUAUUACCAGGAAAGGUAUGAAGGAAAUGAACUUGUACAAGGAAAGAAAUGUUUUUUCGUUAUGUUGGAAGAUGGAAGCGGCAAAAAUAUUAAAGCACGAGCUUGCUCGUACAAACUUUUUAAGAAAUUCUAUUCGAAAUUCCAAGAAGGGAAAGAAUAUUUAAUCAAGAAAGCUGGCUUCGACAAAAGUGGCGAGGAACCCAUAUUAUCCUUGCUAGACAAGACAGAAGUUAUUUUGUUGUAG
This is a messenger RNA of Daphnia pulicaria, 990 nucleotides long. Its product is annotated as serine/threonine-protein kinase/endoribonuclease ire-1-like. The coding region runs from base 1 to 990 and encodes 329 amino acids. Gene Ontology annotation, molecular function: protein serine/threonine kinase activity; RNA endonuclease activity; ATP binding. Gene Ontology annotation, cellular component: IRE1-TRAF2-ASK1 complex. The transcript is spliced from 5 exons. NCBI's taxonomy places the organism in Eukaryota, Metazoa, Arthropoda, Branchiopoda, Diplostraca, Daphniidae. Gene Ontology annotation, biological process: intrinsic apoptotic signaling pathway in response to endoplasmic reticulum stress; protein phosphorylation; IRE1-mediated unfolded protein response. The record is from RefSeq and is a predicted model, not a curated record.